AUGGAAGGAAUCAUUGUGAGAAGAGUUAUACCAUCAGACAACAGUUGUCUCUUCAAUGCAAUCGGUUAUGUCAUGGACAAGGACCAAAAGAAAGCUCCUGAGCUUAGACAGGUGAUAGCUGCAGCAGUUGCAAGCAACAAGGAGAAAUAUAACGAAGCGUUUCUAGGGAAAGAAAAUGAAGAAUACUGUGCUUGGAUUCUCAAUCCGGAUAAAUGGGGAGGUGCGAUUGAGCUUUCGAUAUUAGCAGAUUACUAUGGUCGAGAAAUCGGUGCGUACGAUAUUCAAACUAGUCGGUGUGACUUGUAUGGACAGACGAAGAACUACAACGAGAGAGUUAUGUUGAUCUAUGACGGUCUUCACUAUGAUGCUCUUGCUCUGUCUCCAUUUGAAGGAGCUGAGGAAGACUUUGAUAUGACUAUAUUUCCGGUUGGGAAAGAUAGAUCCAUUGGUGCAAUCGAAGGGCUUGUUUUGAAUCUAGUGAAGGACCAACAAAGGAAAAGGAGUUAUACAGAUACUGCAAACUUCACUCUGCGUUGCGGUGUAUGCCAAAUUGGAGUUAUUGGACAAAAGGAAGCUGUGGAACAUGCUCAAGCAACUGGUCAUGUUAACUUUCAAGAAUACAAAUAA
Messenger RNA from Microthlaspi erraticum, 627 nucleotides. Lineage: Eukaryota; Viridiplantae; Streptophyta; Magnoliopsida; Brassicales; Brassicaceae. The record is from the annotation of a GenBank genome assembly.